ACCAGCCGCCCUCUUUUACUGGCUGCUGGGUGGGCACGGGACGGGUCGCCGAGGCGCCGGAAGGGCUCUGGUCAGGCUCUGGGAAGCUCCGAAGGCACACAGCAGCCGUGGCCGCUCAGAACUGAGACCGCUAGGCUCUUCGGCAGGCGAAGACACAAGAGUUUGUGUUGGAUGACUGCCUGCAACGUGAGGAAGGACGCUCGCUUGGAAAUCCCAGUAGAGAAGAGCUACCUGGGUCGGGUGGAGGCAAAAUGGGCCCCAGGGGCAGGCAGAGCCCCUCGUCCCCACUGGCCCCCUCCCAGGGGUCUUGCUUCUUCAUCCUCUUCUGCUUACGGUUAGGUGCCUCCUGCCCACAGUCAUGCCAGUGCCCCGACCAUGCCGGGGCCGUGGCUGUCCAUUGCAGCUCGAGAGGGCUGCAGGAGAUCCCCAGGGACAUCCCAGCUGACACGGUGCUUUUGAAACUAGAUGCUAACAGAAUCUCCCGAGUCCCCAAUGGAGCCUUCCAGCAUCUGCCCCAGCUGAGGGAGCUGGACCUGUCCCAUAAUGCCAUCGAGGCCAUUGGGCCAGCAGCCUUCUCAGGUCUGGCUGGGGGCCUGAGGCUUCUGGACUUAUCCCACAAUCGCAUCCGAAGAAUCCCAAAGGACGCGCUGGGCAAGUUGAGCGCCAAGAUCCGCCUGUCCCACAAUCCACUGCACUGUGAGUGUGCCCUGCAGGAGGCCCUGUGGGAACUGAAGCUGGACCCUGACUCCGUGGAUGAAAUUGCCUGCCACACCUCAGCCCAGGAGCAGUUCGUGGGCAAGCCUCUGAUCCAGGUCUUGGACUCGGGUGCCAGCUUCUGCAGCACCCAUCGGAAGACCACCGACGUGGCCAUGCUGGUCACCAUGUUCGGCUGGUUCACCAUGGUGAUUGCCUAUGUAGUGUACUACGUACGCCACAACCAGGAGGAUGCCAGACGACACCUGGAGUACCUCAAGUCCCUGCCUAGUGCUCCAGUCUCCAAGGAGCCUUUCAGCCCUGUGCCCUAGCACCCACCUCUGGUGGGCCGCUGAGCCUGGCUGCCCUGCUUUCUGCAGCCAGUGGAGGUGAUGGUGCUCUGUGUCCCCAGGGAGGUGCACUGCAGCCGCACAGCUCCAAAGGCACUUUCAUAGUUGGCAUUUGGUCCCUGCAGCCAAUGCCUAACCCUAUAGCGGGGGUUGCCCAUCCUCAUGGCUGCGUAAAUGGGGGUUGCGAGAAAUGGAAAGUCUUGUCAGGGCUGGUUUUAGCAGGCACUUUAACCCCAGGCUGCCUGUGGUAAGGGGUCUGUGAACCAUCUGAGCUGCCAACCUUUCUCACACGGUGCUGUGGGAAGUGAAUACUUGUGCGCUCGAGGAUGGGGUCCCGGUGGGGAGGAUGGCGUCAGCAGUUUUGCCACUGGGGAAUGGCUAAAUCUGUUUACCCUUGCCCUCCCAGGACAUCUGAACAAAGAUGUCGCCCCUUUCCCAUAGCAAAGUACCGGCAAUCUAGACCUUUCCAGAGAGGUCAUAGCCUGCACCGGCCUGCACUGGCCUGUGCUGACCUUUGUUCUGGGAGUUCUUUAGUUGCCCCUGUGCCAAAAUUUCAGUCCAUUGAGAGGGAGAAAAUGGAGAAAACAUGAGAAAGGUCCAGCGCGGGCUCACCAUGGCUGUGCCAGCUGCCAGACCUCUUAUGGGCCGCCCCAGCUUCCAUCCCGUGCCUGGGCAGUGGAAGCCUGCCAAUCACGGCGGCCCUUGUGCCUUGCUGUCCUACUGCCAGUAUUUAAAGCAGCUCUCUUCAGAAGGGGAGGGACUGGAGUUUGAGGUUCCCGUGCCAGUCAAGAGGAAUGCUUUUCUCUAGCAACAAGAACCUUCUCUUCACCUCGCUGAAAUCCCAGAGUUCACUGAUCAACUUUCUUACCUGUAAUUACUUCAUGUUCAGGGGUAGAUGCUGUAGCCCCCUAACUCCAAUGACUUCCGGUUUUGUCAUUUACUGUCUUUUUUUUUUUUUUUUUUUUUUUUUUUGUAUAAAUGUUUGUACCCUAA
This is a messenger RNA of Rattus rattus (black rat), 2036 nucleotides long. RefSeq names its product leucine rich repeat containing 3 (gene Lrrc3). Gene Ontology annotation, cellular component: plasma membrane. The coding region runs from base 252 to 1025 and encodes 257 amino acids. Gene Ontology annotation, molecular function: protein binding. The transcript has 2 exons. The record is from RefSeq and is a predicted model, not a curated record. NCBI's taxonomy places the organism in Eukaryota, Metazoa, Chordata, Mammalia, Rodentia, Muridae.